UAAAAACGCAAAAAGACUGAGAACGACCUCGACCGGUUCGAUUCCGGUCUGGAAAAGAAGUGUCCGCAAAUCCGCAAUCUGUUGUGCAGUUCCUGUGUCCUGGGCCUGGCUGCAAUGGGUGUAUUCCUUCGUGCGGUGCUGUGUCCAACUGGGGCAGGCCGGUGAACCUUUUUCGUCUACCGUUCACCUUCCAUUCCGCUGCACCGUGUAAGCCCCCGAGGGCACGGACAGGGGCCGGACCACUCUCUGACGGCAAGCGGCUUUCACGGAACGCCCUUCAACAAAGCCCCCCGGUUCUACGGUGGACGACCAACGGCGGGCAUUCACCAUGUCGCUGGUCGGCGGAGGUGGCCUCGGCGGCGGAUCAGCGUCGGCCGCCGCAGCACUGCUUAAAUCGCCACAAACCGCUCUCCAAACCUUUCUGGAGGAAAUCAACUUCCAGCGUACGAAGGAGAUGCGACAGCUGCUAAAAGAUGAUGGCGGGUUCGUGGUACUGCAAGGAACCACGUACUGGACCGACCUGUUCGUGCGCCACUUCCUCUUCCAGUCCGAGCCGGAGCACAGUAUCGACUGUGACGAUCUGCUGUUUUUCGUGCGCAAAAAACACAUCAAAGGUUCGUCCCGGGCGAUGCCCAAGUACGAGACGGAGAUCGAGGUGUUCCGGAAGGACUCGCGCAAACUGCCGAUCGGCGAUCCGGACGUCGACUGGGAGGAAACGGUCUACCUGAACCUGGUGAUCCACCAGUUCAACUACACGCUCACGCUGGCCAUCUGUACGCGCACGUCACCGAAGGAGCUGCAGGUGUUGCGGCGCCACUCGCAGAAGGUGUACGCCUCGCCGAGCCGCCGAAAGAUGGACACCAAGGGUGACAGCGAGGAGAUCACCUAUCCGCACAUCUGCUUCAUGGUGGACAACUUUGACGAGGUGUUCCACGACAUACUGGUGCGCGACGGCGAAAUGGUGUGCGUUGAGCUGGUGGCCACCGAUCGCGAUGGCGCCGUUCAGGGCGUGAUCUUUCUCGGCUCGAUCCGCUACGAUGCACUGAAACGGGUCUACGACGCUAGGCAAUCGAGCCUCGGUUCGAAGGUAGCGCAGCGAAUGUCCUUUGGCCUUUUCAGCUCCGGUGGACCGCAGACGCGCUGUGAGUUUGUGCGGAUGAAGGGGCCGCAAGGAAAGGGGCACGCCGAAAUGGCCGUUACGAAACCGAAAGGGUCCGGCGUAGAGACACCGACCAGCGAACCGGGCUUCUGUGCGACCGACAUGUGGGACUCGGAAUGGGAAGAAGACUGCGAGGAGUACUACAAUUAUCGGCACCAGCGGCGGCUGAGCGACCCGAGCGCCAAUCUGAACAACUUCAACCGGUACGGAUGGCGAACGAAGAACGCAUCCGAUUCGUCGACGUCCGCGUACGGUGGCUCGAAGGCACGGUCCGAGAACGAAGGGCUCGACUGCCUGGCCAACGAGGUGUCGGAGAUCGAGGCCGGUGACUUGCGUGAUGAACUAGACGACGGAGCCUACAAUCCGCUCUGGACCACGAAGGGAUUCACACAAACGUUCCAUUUCUGGAAGGAGAACCGACGGCAGCAGUCGACACCGCUGAAUGCGUUCCUUACGUACGUUACGCUUCCCUGGUGGAGCAUAGCGAAGGAUUUGCUGGACCACCGGGAGCAACCGAUCCUAACAUUCUAGAGUGCGAUUGAACGAGCACGCCACACGAAGCCUACAAGGGACAGUAUUUCGUCCCUUUGGCCGUCAUAAAAUAUAAGCAUAGACAGCAUCGAACAGAAAACUAGUCACACGCGCGAAGAGGAGUUGCUUGCGUUGCGAUCAUACGCGUACCGUGUAUCCUGUCCUUCGAUCGAGGGCCGCCCCUUUAAGCUGUGCCUUUGUUUUCACUCUUAUUCCGCGCACGAUUAUGUGAUAAUGUAGCCCAAAACUCCACUCGAAUCUCACAGCGGGGACACAAGACUAGUCAGGUGAAGGCGAAUCCAAUCUCCGGAUCAACCCGAUUUGCUAAUUGUUUUU
Messenger RNA from Anopheles bellator, 2026 nucleotides. RefSeq lists its product as uncharacterized. The coding region runs from base 329 to 1690 and encodes 453 amino acids. NCBI's taxonomy places the organism in Eukaryota, Metazoa, Arthropoda, Insecta, Diptera, Culicidae. The transcript has 6 exons. The record is from RefSeq and is a predicted model, not a curated record.